This is a messenger RNA of Vicia villosa (hairy vetch), 363 nucleotides long. RefSeq lists its product as uncharacterized. Lineage: Eukaryota; Viridiplantae; Streptophyta; Magnoliopsida; Fabales; Fabaceae. The transcript has 2 exons. The coding region runs from base 1 to 363 and encodes 120 amino acids. The record is from RefSeq and is a predicted model, not a curated record.
AUGAGCGUUGCAUUCACACCGUUUCCUCUCACUCUCCCUUCAAUUUCCACUUCCACCCACAGUCGCACCUUUGUUGUUACUCCAUACAGAACCCGUAACAUUCGCAUCACGAUAAAAUGCGUGAAGGUAGAAGAUGCAGACACUGAAUCAUCAGAAGCAACUAUAAUGUGUGAAGCUUGUAAUGGAAGAGGAUGGGUAGUUUGUGACUUUUGUGAAGGCCAGAAAACUAAUGUCAGAGCACAGAACAACCGUAUAUACCGUCGAUGUCCCUCCUGCAAAGCCGUUGGGUAUGUACUGUGUGCGAAGUGUAAGGUGUUCAAAUGUGUUACUUUUCCUGAUUUUAAUGAUUCUCAGAUUAGUUAA